AUGACAUUUUACAAACCUCUCAAAAACAACAGUUUUGCUAGAAACAACAAUGAUCCUCUCUUUCCAUCUCGCUUUGCUCUCCUCACCAUGACGCCGCCGCUUGUCGCCUGCGUCCGCGUCCUUCUCGUCGCCGCGGCCGUGGCGGCGUCACCGGCGGGCGCCGUCCGCGUCCCGCGCAGCUCGACGCCGAUCGUGCCCGGCGGCGACAUCGCGAAGGCGCUGUGCGCGAAGACGGACUACCCGGCGCUGUGCCGGGCGACGGUGGCGCCGCCGCCGGGGUCCGCGCAGAAGCCGCCGCUGGACGCCGCCGGGGCGCUGCGGCUGGCGAUGGGCGCGACGCGCGGCAAGGCGGCGGACGCCAGGAAGUCGGCGGCGGAGCGCCUCGGCGACCCCGAGACGCCGCCGCUGGCGCGAGGCCCGCUCGGCGACUGCGUGGAUUCGUACGAGGACAUCGCCUACAGCCUCGACCAGGCCGAGAAGGCCAUGGCCGCCGGCGACAGGGGCACCACGGGCACCAUGCUCGACGCCGUCCGCACCGACGUCGACACCUGCGACCAGGGCUUCGAGGACCGGGAAGAGCUCGAGCCGCUCAAGCCCAAGCAAGACGAAGAGCUCGCCAAGCUCGCCAGCAUCUGCAUCGACAUCGCCGCCGCCGCCGGCCUCCGCCACUAGACGGUCGUCACGUCACGGUCGGCGAUGUGAUCAUCCUGCACUAGCAAGAAACCCUAGA
Molecule: messenger RNA, 730 nt
Organism: Oryza brachyantha (malo sina)
Lineage: Eukaryota; Viridiplantae; Streptophyta; Magnoliopsida; Poales; Poaceae
Exons: 2
Coding region: 1-672 (223 amino acids)
Biological process (GO): negative regulation of catalytic activity
Molecular function (GO): enzyme inhibitor activity
Source: RefSeq, a predicted model, not a curated record